Molecule: messenger RNA, 1162 nt
Organism: Rubroshorea leprosula
Lineage: Eukaryota; Viridiplantae; Streptophyta; Magnoliopsida; Malvales; Dipterocarpaceae
Source: the annotation of a GenBank genome assembly
CACAAUUAAAACAUUUACCCAUCCCUCUCUUCCCAUUACCUGUGCUUGUUUUUUGCCAAUUCAUAUGGGUUUAGUUUUUUGCUUUCAAUUUUGAUUAUGACCCAGUCUCCCCUUCUUCUCCCACCUUAUAUACUUCUUUCUUCUUUCUCCCCCCUUUGCCGUUCUCUUCCUUCCUUCUUUCUCUCUUCUCAGCUUCAGAGUUCAUAUGUCUCUUCUGGGUAAUAUGAAUUUUGUUGCAAACAUACAUAGCCGCCCACCGAGUAUCGAUGGCCUCCGUGAAUGGCGUAUGAGGAGCCAUGCAUAUUCCAUGUACCAUGAUAUCUUCCAUGCUAUUCUAAUUUUGCAGAGCCUGCAGAAAGACACUUCCAAGGGUUUUCAUGUCUUCUCCCUUUUCAUCAUUGAGGAAUCUUGGAAAUCUGUAUUCUGCAAAACCCCAAAUUACAGUGAAAUUUUCUUAACUGCACUGCACCUGACAUCGUGGAAGUCACCAACACGCCUGCUGUCCAUCCAUUCACCUUCUUACAGAACCCUUCUCAUCAUGUCUGAUGGACCUUUCACCUGACCUUUGGUAAAAAAGCCACAUGUUCCAAUCCAUCAUACAAAAGUCCCAUCCCAUUCUGGCUGGCAAGCCUCAGUCUAGUUAUUUGCAUUCUUGUUUUUGUUUACCAUGUGUUCGAUCAAAUGUCACUGCUAAUUUGCAUCCACUGUCCUUGCGUCGAAGGAAAAUGGCAUAGCUUUAAACACAACGCUAGUUAAAUAAAGAAAAGUUUUUAGUUUCUUCAGAAAAACUUGAUGUUCAGCUUAAUAACUUUUCAACAUUUGAUUGUACAUGGAGCAUCCAUCAUCAGGGAUAGUUUUCCUUUUUCUUAAAUUUCUCCCGUACGACGCCCAUUCCAAAAGUUCAAACCCAAUCUGCCACUCUGGAAGUUGAUCUCAUCUCAUGUUCUAACUGUUGAAACACCGACCACCAGAGCAACACCUAUCUCCUAUGCACAAUAAACAUACAUGAUCAUAUCCUUUGCAGCUGACCGGGUUAAUUUGUUGAAUAUUUAGUAGUGAUUAAAUGCUUACAUAUUUAACUGGCAUUAUGUAUAGACAAAUUUCUCAGCAUUUGUGUCACUGGGAUGGUUUAAAUCCCAGAUAAUAAAUUUCACAUUAGAAA